CGGCCGGUCCACGUAACCAGCCGUUGCCAAAAACUCCAAGCAGUCUUUCUGAAGCAUAACAGCGGUGAGUCGCCUGGCCGUGCUGCUUCUUCCUCCCUUAACUGGAACCAUGCUGUCCUUCGCUCUCAGACAACUCACACGGCCUCUGUGCCAGCGAGCCCCCGUCCGUCUCUGUGUGCGUGGCCAGCAGUCCCACGCCGUGACAUACUCAGUGGAUGAAGAGCGUCCGUGGACGGGCCAGGAGAGCCUGGCUCAGGACGACCCCGAGAUGUGGGACCUGCUGCUGAAGGAGAAGGACCGGCAGUGCCGCGGCCUGGAGCUCAUUGCAUCUGAGAAUUUCUGCAGUCGAGCAGCUCUGGAAGCUCAGGGCUCCUGUCUGAACAACAAAUACUCUGAGGGCUACCCAGGGAAAAGAUACUAUGGUGGAGCAGAAGUGGUGGACCAGAUUGAGCUUUUGUGUCAGAAACGAGCCUUGGAGGCCUUUGACCUGGACCCAGCUCUGUGGGGAGUCAACGUCCAGCCGUACUCCGGCUCCCCCGCUAACUUUGCUGUCUACACCGCCGUGCUCAAGCCCCACGACCGCAUCAUGGGCCUGGACCUGCCCGACGGAGGACAUCUCACCCAUGGCUACAUGUCUGAUGUGAAGAGGAUCUCAGCCACCUCUAUCUAUUUUGAGUCCAUGCCUUACAAGCUAAACAUUGCAACAGGACUCAUAGACUACGACCAGCUGGAGAUGACGGCCAAGCUGUUCCGGCCCAAGCUCAUCAUCGCUGGCACCAGCGCCUAUGCCCGCCUCAUUGACUACGUCCGCAUCAAGAAGCUGUGUACCGACAUUAAGGCCUACAUGCUGGCUGACAUGGCCCACAUCAGCGGCCUGGUGGCAGCCAAAGCCAUCCCCUCUCCCUUUGACCACGCUGACCUGGUCACAUCCACCACACACAAAUCCCUCCGCGGAGCCAGGGCUGGCCUCAUCUUCUACCGUAAGGGCGUUCGCUCGGUGGACAAGAAGGGGAAGGAGAUCGUGUACGACCUUGAGGACAGGGUGAACUUCUCUGUGUUCCCCUCGCUGCAGGGCGGCCCUCAUAACCACGCCAUCGCUGGUGUGGCUGUGGCUCUCAGACAGACAAUGUCUCCCAUGUUCAAGGAGUAUAUCGGCCAGGUUAUAGUGAACUCCAAGACUAUGGCUACAGCUCUGCUCAGCAAAGGCUACACCCUGGUAUCAGGUGGGACUGAUAACCACCUUGUCCUGGUUGACCUGCGGCCUAAGGGCAUUGAUGGAGCGCGGGCCGAGCGCGUGCUGGAGCUGGUGUCCAUCACAGCCAAUAAGAACACCUGCCCCGGGGACAAGAGCGCGCUGAGUCCUGGGGGCCUCAGGCUGGGUACUCCAGCCCUGACAUCCAGACAGUUCAAAGAAGGAGACUUUGUGCAAGUUGUUGAGUUCAUGGAUGAGGGCUUCAAGAUUGCUUUGGACGUCAAGAAGAAGACAGGAAAACUCCUGGACUUCAAGAACUUUCUUCUCCAGGACUCUGAGACCGUGGCUCGCAUUGCCAACCUGCGCCACCGCGUUGAAGCUUUUGCCAGGCCCUUCCCCAUGCCAGGCUUCCACGACCAUUAGUCCAACCGACGUAGAGUCUGAGCGGCCAUGACAGCCAGGUGACAGAGGGCUGGCUGGGGAGGAGUGUAUAAGGAGAGGGAAACAAAUGUCAAUUGUGGUGGGUGCCUGUGAAUCAGGAAGACUCUCUUUCUUCCAAUCACAUCUGGAAAGGUUUUUUUAUAUUUCUUUAUCGCAGUCAUCUAUCAAUCUGUUCUUGUAAAAAUGUCGCCUCCAUGUCGAGGUCAAGAUAAAAAUAAAAUUUGACCGAUUUUUGUAGAGCCAAAGAACCUAUUUUCUAUUGUAUGUGUAAAGAUCCAUCUCAGAUGUCUUCACUAUUUCUUUCUUUUUAUGUGGAAAAACAAAACAACUCUGUGGCUUGAUUGGCGACUAAUUUGUUAUUUAAAAUAAGCGUCACUGAGAGGUCUUAAUGCUGUAAGAGUCUUAACUAAUGUCACGUAUGUGGAUUAUUAUAUUCACAUUGAGAUAUGUGCAUGAUGCUUUCUUUAGUGUUUGUGACACCAGGUACACCACGAGGCUUUGCAAGAAGUGUUCUGCCAUACCAUGUUGUGUGCUGGCCUCUACAUUUCUGUGAAGCCAAUUUUGAUGAUCAGAAAUGUACCCAAAUGAUUGUCAAUAUAUAAUUGAUGAAAGUUAGCUCUCUUCUGAAUUGUGCAACUUGUCUCCAAAAGCAGACUUUACAGGUGGACUAAAUAAUAGAAGUCGUUUACAAAGGUAGUUUCUUAAAGCAAAAGUAAAAACUCAAGAGAUUCAAAUAGUAUAACUAAAUGGUCAUUUGUAUUAAAUUGCAUUACAAAAGGACUAUGUCUGCAUCAUCAUUUUUUCUUUAGGUGUAUCAUUUAGUCAAAUGUUAACUGCUAUAUUUUUUUGUAAUUACAGAUAAACUACCAGAUGAAAUAAUAACAUAAAUGUCAACCUGAAUUAUUUUAUACUUUCAUUUGUGUGUGUUUACAGAGUAUAUACUUUUCUAUGAAUUAUUUAAAAAGAAUUAACGAAGUAACAUCCAGAAGAUAUAUGUAAAGGUUUCCAAUACCAGCUGAUUAGUUCUACUAGAAUAAAGACUAUUUAUAGUGCAGUCUGCCUGUUUUAAGUGACAUGUUUUAUUUCAACACGGUUUUCAAUGAUUGAAACUAUGAAGCAGCUUGAUUUAAAAAAAAUAAAAGUUUAUUUCUGCUUCACA
Gymnodraco acuticeps is the source of this 2792-nucleotide messenger RNA. RefSeq names its product serine hydroxymethyltransferase 2 (mitochondrial) (gene shmt2). Gene Ontology annotation, biological process: purine nucleobase biosynthetic process; folic acid metabolic process; regulation of oxidative phosphorylation. The record is from RefSeq and is a predicted model, not a curated record. The transcript is spliced from 12 exons. Gene Ontology annotation, cellular component: nucleus; mitochondrial matrix; mitochondrial inner membrane. Bases 110 to 1615 code for a protein of 501 amino acids. Lineage: Eukaryota; Metazoa; Chordata; Actinopteri; Perciformes; Bathydraconidae. Gene Ontology annotation, molecular function: zinc ion binding; protein homodimerization activity; mRNA 5'-UTR binding.